AUCCAAACCGCAAGCAAUCACUUUCAGUAUACAUGUGUGCGACUAAGUGAGAAGAGUAGAAAAACGAAGUGUUGUGUUAGCAGCGAACCACUGGAGAUGAACAGUUGCGUGGUGCUGGAGCGCGAGUUAAGAACGUUAUCAAAAUUUGUACGGUAAAAACUUAUAAACGCUAACGAAUUAUUGAUAUUGAAAAAAACGCAAUUAAAUGCGUGGUUUAAUAUUAUAUGCAGCGUUCUUGAGCGCUGUAGCCGGUUAUCAAACCACUAGUUAUGGCUUAAAAGAAAUUUCAUCAUCCGCUAGCACCUCCACUACCACUGCGAGUGAACCAAUUUCCACUACCGAGAAAGAAGAUUCUACCCCGACGUCGACUAUUGCGUCGUCUCCAUCAUCUUCCACUCAAGAUCCUAAUGCAGAUCCAGGAUUGAUUUCUGAAGUUGUGUCAGAAUUACCCGUAUCUCUACCAGAUCCUUUCCAAGAAUUGGAUAAAAGACGUGUCGUUACCUAUGAUCAACGACAAGAGGGCCAAUAUAACAUUAGAGCCGAUUUAGAAAAUUUCUUAAUUAUUUUGAUACCACCCAGCCCAGCCGAUGGUAUGAAUUUGUUGGAUAUAUUAACAAAAGCUAGUUAUCGUCGCACUUCUCAAUCUAGCAAGCAGGGUAAAAAGAAACAUUAUAUAACAACAUCUGCUUCCCUACAACCGGAAUUUUCUGGAAAGUUACGACAACCUUUAAAAACUAGUGGCAGUGGUAUACAUAACAUUAAUUUUUUAUCAAGAUCUUCCGAUUCUGCAAACAAUCUACCUAAUAUAGAAAACGAAUUUAUUGAGGGUCGAACUCCGUAUCAUGUUGACAUUUCUUCCACAGGCAAUGAAGAAAUAGCGCAAGCGCGUAUGCAGCCUGAUCGCCAAGUGGAUGUACUGCCGCCACCUUAUCCCUUGGCUUACCAGCAACUCAUUAAACCGUAUCAUCUUGAAGCGGAAGCCACAGUUAUACAAGCUUUACCACCCCCAGAAUUGGCGUCGUCAACUAAACACUCACCGGCAGCUACAAGUGGAAAUGCAGUGACAAGCGCCCAGCCCGGAUAUUUUCGUUUAGCUCGUGCCAUCAGAGGUGAAAAUAACUAUUUAGAUGCAAAUCGUGUGGCCUCUACCAAUAGUUUAUCUCCGUUGAGUAAUUUGAUGGCUAGAAGAACCCAAUUGCCAAUAUAUCGUUCAGAUUUGUCAUUGGGUGCAGCUCAACUCUAUCCCCCCCUGGAUGUGCCUGUGCCCCAUUAUACUAAUUAUAUAACUUUGAAUUCAAAUUCUCGUAAUUUCGACUUAAAAGAUCUGACAGAUGAUUUAGACGCACGUGGCGGAAGUAGUCAGAGUCUGGAUACCGAUUUGCCCAUGGGAGAGAUUAUAGUGCCGCCUGCUGAUUUUGAAGAUGAUGUAGAAUUGGUACUGCAUGGCGGCAGUUUUAUGGAUACUGAUGCCAAAUCCUUGCUCAGUGAUGGUAUAGAACGAUGUGCGCCCGGGAAAAGACGUGACAGCUAUGGCGUAUGUCGCGAAAUUGAAGGGUAUUAGAGUCAUUUUGAUGAAAAAUAAACAAGCAAAGAAAGACAGUUAACGGAAGAGAAAACAAUAUAGUAGAAGAGAAUAUGAGAGAAGAGAAGAAAAUCCGAAAGCGAGUGUGGAGCGGACAGAGAGGAAGAGAGAAAAAGGCAAGAGGGAAAGAAAGAAAAGCAUAUAGAAAUCUUUUAUCAAAUGAAAUGAACCUGUAAACGCAACAAAGACAUUACGUAUUUAUAUUAUUAGGAGUAUUUGAAAGGUUUUAAAAGAAGGUAACAUUUCUUUUCGAAUCGCUUUAG
Messenger RNA from Glossina fuscipes, 1845 nucleotides. RefSeq lists its product as uncharacterized. Bases 206 to 1561 code for a protein of 451 amino acids. The transcript has 2 exons. The record is from RefSeq and is a predicted model, not a curated record. Lineage: Eukaryota; Metazoa; Arthropoda; Insecta; Diptera; Glossinidae.